AUGAGAAAACACGAAAACAGAGAGAGUCAUAUACAAAAUUCCCGACAAAUUGCACUACCGAAGAUUAAAAAAUUCGUUGAACCAAGAAAAACUAUUAAAGAUGCAGAAAUUCAAAUAUGUGCAUGGGCGGUGGAGCACAACAAAUCUGCUAAGAACGUAGAGGAAUACGCAAAAUUAUCAAAAAUUAUCUUCUCUGACUCAGAAAUAGCCAGAAACUUAUCGUUAGGACGUACAAAAGCUACCGCCAUCGUCUCAUGUGUUCUUGGUGAAACUCAUAACAAGCAACUGACAGAAGUUUUGACAAAGAAUUAUUUUAGUUUACUCAUUGAUGAGUCUACAGAUGUGUCAACUAAAAAAACAUUGGUCAUGGUUGUUCGAACUCAUAGUUGGGUUGAUGAUACGCUAACUAUUCGGGACUAUUUUUACCAUGUUGCUGAGAUGAUAGAAACCGAUGCUAAAUCAAUAUAUAGUGCAAUAAUUAACAAAUUCGUAAUGGAUGAUAUACCGUAUAAAAAAAAUUUAAUUGGUUUUGCGGCUGAUGGAGCCAAUGUCAUGUUUGGAUCCAACAACUCUGUUUCUGUUUUGCUAAAGAUGGAUUGUCCUAAUUUAGUAUUAAUCAAAUGUAUAUGCCAUUCGUUUGCACUGUGCGCCUCUUAUGCUUGUAAAAACAUCCCUCCGUAUGUUGAACAGAUGUGUAAAGAUAUUUACGCAUUCUUGAGCAAUAGCCCUCUGAGAACUGCCAAGUUUGUAGAACUGCAGCAUUUGAUGGAUCUUAAACCACUGAAAAUGCUGCAUCCUGCCGCAACUCGUUGGUUGUCAUUAGAGAUGGUGGUAACGAGAAUCUUGGACCGAUUUGAUUCACUAAAAAUAUACUUUAGUUUUCAAGACACCUGUGUUGAUGGAAAGCAAAUUCAAAAAAUGAAAGAAAUCCAAGAAUGCUUAGAAAAUCCUUUAACUGAACUCUAUCUGAAUUUUUUGGCAUAA
Molecule: messenger RNA, 984 nt
Organism: Malaya genurostris
Lineage: Eukaryota; Metazoa; Arthropoda; Insecta; Diptera; Culicidae
Exons: 2
Coding region: 1-984 (327 amino acids)
Source: RefSeq, a predicted model, not a curated record